AUGGCAUCCUCGUAUAUGUCUAUUACGCAAACAGUUUCAUCUAAACUAUCUGCAAGGAAAAAUAUCUUUAGCUCAUGCUCAGAUUAUUACGCGGGAAAUUUCCGAGUGUUAUCAAAGAGUCGCAAGGUUUUUGGCAAUCCGAUUUCUCGAUUGGACCGAUUACACUCAAAACAAAAGACUUUGAAACUUCAGACGAGGGCAAGAAAAUUAGGACCAGAAAAGGAAGAGAAAGAGGAGGAUGACGAUGAUAGGGAAGAGACUGAAGAGAAAGAGAAGGAAGACGAAGAAGACGAUCUAGCAGAGGAGGCAGUGCUAAAACUAUACACCGAUAUUAAGGACCGAAACAUCAAUGGAAUAUCAGAAGUUAUUGGAGAUGAAUGCCAAUGCUUUUGCAAUUUCUUAUCUACUUAUCGACUCUUGCAAGGCAAGAAACAAGUGAUGGCUUUUUUCUACUGGUUGAUGAUGAAGCUGGGGAAAGAUAUCAAGAUUGUUGUUAAACCAACGUCCAAAGAUGGCAUGACCAUUGGUGUUCAAUGGCAACUCGAAUGGGAGAAACCACAAAUCCAAUUGGGGAAGGGAUUCAGCUUCCACAUUUGCCAUGUUUACCAAGGAAAGCUGUUGAUAAAGAAUGUAGAGAUGUUCAUGGAGCCAAUCUUUCACAUAGAGCCUCUAAGACUAAGAACUAUGGCGUUUGGAGUCAGUGUGGCUGAGAAGAUAGUCACUUUCUUGAAACCAGCAGGAAACAUAAGAAGACAAGCAAUGACACUUCUCCUACUUGCUCUUUUGUUGUUUGCUGCAGCCGCUUUCUACUUCACCCGACCCAGAUUUUGA
Molecule: messenger RNA, 831 nt
Organism: Eutrema salsugineum
Lineage: Eukaryota; Viridiplantae; Streptophyta; Magnoliopsida; Brassicales; Brassicaceae
Exons: 5
Coding region: 1-831 (276 amino acids)
Source: RefSeq, a predicted model, not a curated record